Molecule: messenger RNA, 1836 nt
Organism: Triticum turgidum subsp. durum (durum wheat)
Lineage: Eukaryota; Viridiplantae; Streptophyta; Magnoliopsida; Poales; Poaceae
Source: the annotation of a GenBank genome assembly
AUGACUGCAAAAACCAGUAGGAAGGAGCGAGGCAGCAACAGCGGGCAGCGGCAUGGGGCAACCGAAGCUGCGAUGAACAUGUGGAAAGUUCGGAAAGCUGCUUUAAAGGAGGCUCAUGCUGCGGAACAGUCCUUCAGGGAAAAAGAACCUGACCGACAUGUUACUCCAUUCGAACCGACAAAAUUUGGUGGCUGCGUCCAGGAAAUUUCGGAUUCGCAUUUCAGGCACAGUGUUGUCUCAAUUUCUCUGCUUGCGGGAGACACGAUAGUAUUCUCAUGCUCGGGAACAGCCGUACGACACUGGAACAAUAUAAUACAAGAACCCCAUACAGUAUUUGUGACUACCUCACGUUUGGUGGUGGAAUUUGAGAAUAAGAGAACCAGGGAUGAUAAUUUUGUGGUUCAAGUCUGUCGUCCUGAUGGUACAACUAUCCCUGGGUUCUUGGGAUUGUGGGAUGAAAAAAUGGAAAUUGCUAUUGUCACGGCCUUCAACAGCCGACUCGUCUACCCUGUGGAUACAUGUGGCCCUCUGGAUCUGCACCGAGACGCAGACAAGCUUAAUCUAUUUGCAGCUGGCCGUCACUUCGAUGGCACUUUGAUGAGCAUAAGAUGCAAUGAUCCUCGUUUCAAAGAUGGCCUUUGGUUUUGCGAAUGUAGUAUCACAGAGGCUGGACUUGGAGGGCCAGUUAUACUAUUUAAUGGUGGUGAAGGAUGCUUUGCUGGGGUGAUAACUAAAUUGUGUCAAGGCGGUUUCUUGUUCGUACCAACUCAGUUACUUCAUGAACGGUUGCAGCAAUUUGAGAUGCCCAGUAACACUACCCAGUUCCGUGAAUAUUCUUUGCCUCAGGGUGCAUCCUGCGUUGUCCCUUCAGGAUUUAAGGUCAGGUCUAAGAUGCUAGAGUCUUUGGGCUACCCCCUACCACCACCACUGGUGUUUGAGUUCAAUGGGCGAUUAAUUGGUACGUUUGAAGAAAGGUUUGGUGAACUUCAUGUCUGGAAAGGAUACCGUUUAGACAUCUACGCCAACUAUGAGAAGCCUCUCUGGAAGCAGCUUGGAAAAAAAGUUGUUGAGCGUGUUUCUAAAAGUGUUGUCUCAGUUGCUUCAUUCAAUGGUAACAACGUGAGGUGUUUUGCUUGCACAGGCUUGCUUAUAACUAUUGAGCACCGCAUGUUUGUCCUUACUGCGGCCAGUUUGGUUAGAACUGGUGAUGCUAAAAACAACAUUGAUCUGAACUUGAUGAUUAAGGUGUUUCUACCGCCAGAACAAUCGGUGGUGGGGAAAUUGGAAUUUUACCAUCAAGAUUACAACAUUGCCGUUCUCAGUCUCGAGGAUAAUCUCACUGAUGUUUGUCCACAAGAUAUCUUCGUAGCCACAAGGUUAUCUAAAUCUGAGGUGGUUGCUAUUGGGCGUACAACUAAAGAUAAUGGUGGGUUAUUGAUGGCCUCAAAGGGUAACAGGAAGUCUAUAAUAAGUUCAAGAAACAAGGAUCCGGGUUCAGAACUUGAUUGCAAAGAUCUCAAGUUCUCAACUUGUCAAAUCAAGAAGGUUGGGAUUGGAGGGCCCCUUAUUUGUCUUGAUGAUGGGAGUUUUGUUGGCAUGAACUUCUAUGAUGAAAGUGGAACGACUCCUUAUCUGCCAAGGAGCAAUAUUGUAAAAGUUUUAAAGAGAGGGAAUAAUCUUCUGUCACAAGGAAAAUUGCUCCCUCCCAUUAGCCUUGACACGAAGAGAGGUGGUAAUGCUGCAGAGAGGAUCCGGUGGACUGUACCCAAGCCAUAUUGGUUUAUUGCUGGUCAAGUUGAUGUUCUAGGCCAUCUUGUUGGUAAAGUUCCCAUGUAG